UCAUGGCAUGUCAGGAGAUAACAUGAAAUCUUUUGGGACUUUAGAUUUCCAUUCUGGAAAAACAACUGAUCCUAUAAAACCAAAUUUAAGGUCUGAGGUAAAGAUAGCACAUGGGAUUAUCAAUGGGGUUAGUUGGGGAAUGAUGAUGCCACUAGGUGUUGUUCUUGCUAGAUUGAGGUAUCUACCAUUACCACAGCUGCUAGCUUUGUGGUUCUAUCUACACAUAUAUUGUCAGAGUAUAGCUUAUGUUCUUGGUAUUGUUGGAGGAGGUUUGGGAUUUUAUCUCAGGAAACAAUCUCCUGGGGGAGUUAAACACACUUGUCAUAGAUAUAUUGGUUCUGCACUUUUAGUCCUUGCAACGUUACAAUUCUUAGCUCAUUGUCUACGGCUGAAAAAGGAACACAUACACAGGGUGUAUUGGAAUAUCUACCAUUGGUGCACUGGUUAUGGUACUAUCCUAUUGGCAAUUGGCAAUUGUUUCAAAGGUUUCCAACUGAUGGAUGAGGGGAUGUGGAAGAGGGUUUACAUUGCUUUUCUUGCUUCCUUGGCCUUUGUUGCUUUUGGUCUUGAAGUUUUGAGAUGGUACCUGAUGAGGGCCACAAAAGAAACAAGUUCUGCAAAUGGUGAUAUAGAAGAUAAGGCGUAGAGUUGUAGCUGGCUGGUUAUUCCACCCUCUAGAGAUUAGACUAGAUGUACUAUAGUUAUUGAUUGAAGAACGGUAUAAAAGAUUAAAGCGCAUGCUGUGAAGAAGAAUGAUACUACAAGGAAUCUGCAGUACUAUAAAACAGGCGUACUCAAUCGAGGAAACAUGGUACUCAAACUACCGAAAAGUGUCCAGAAUAAACGAGUUCUCAGCUUGAUUGUAUGUCUACUCUUUAUUUCUGCUCUGUACUUGGUUUUGUAUCGACAAUACGGAGAAAAAUCUGGUUCAUCAUCAGGGAUAUUGAAACAAAAGUGGGAUAGCUUUAGUUCUGUUGUUAACUUGGCCCCUACAGUAGAGUUCAGGAAUGGAACAGAUAUAAUAUGGCAAAUCCCCGAUUCGUCUAAGGCAAUUGUUUUUCUUGCUCAUGGUUGUGAUGGUAGAGCAGCGAACUUUUGGGAUAAGUCAUCAAAGUGUGCACAUUGUGUUGGUUUACCUGAAGAGAGGCUUAUUACUCUUAAUGCUUUAGCUAGGAAAUUUGCAGUUAUCGCGGUAUCAAGUGCUGGAACAUGCUGGUCGUUUAAAGAGGAAAGAGUUGUUGUCAAAGAUGUUAUUGAGUGGUGGAUCGCGAAAAAGAAGUUGCAGAGUUUGCCUCUUGUAGCUUUGGGUGCUUCGUCUGGUGGAUACUUUGUUUUGAUUCUUGCAACUGAUGUAAGAUUUAGUAGCAUCGUGGUAAUGAUUAUCGAAGGAUUGUAUGAUCAAAUGGAGAUUACGGGGAGUUACCCGCCUACCCUUUUCGUGCACAUGCCAAAAGAUAAAAGCAGGAUGCAGAAACUAGAACGAUACAUGAUACUCCUUAAGGCGAAAGGCGUUGAUGUCGCUGAGGUUAAAUGCUGGGAGUUUCCUUUGUCGCCUAAUCUGUUUGCUGAUAGGAUUCCGAGUAUUGAUGUUGCUACCUCGGUGAAGUUGUUUAGUCUGUUCAAGGAAAAGGGAUUCAUCGAUGAGAACGGUUUCAUGACAAUUGAUGGGCGCGAUAUACAUUGGACCGAGACUCUCCAAGAGAAAGAGAUUAUCCUCCCAGAUAAGUCCUUAGUCAAUCAAAUUCAAGAGGAAAUGAAUCUUGCAUUUGCUUUUCAUGAAAUGACCAGCUUGCAAUCUGACCAAAUCUUCAACUGGUUCGAGACUCAUUUAAGGGACUAGUAACUUAGGUUGCAGGUUCGAGCCUUGUGCCGUGUGAACUAAGCUCGGUGUCUACGUGGAGAAGGGCAGGUCCAUUAUCCUCGAGUUUUGAAGACUGCGGUUAGUUCUAACCGGUGGCUCCGGAUGGAUUUCUCUGUCUUAACCCAUAUAAUGUUGUGAACCAAAGGUCUAAUGCUGUACAAGUCUUUCUUUGAAAAGGUAACAAUGUGAUCACAUCAAAUCAGUUGUUACAUAAAAUGGUGCUUUACAUCGUUACAUAAUGAUGGAAUUACUAGGUAUGCAUUCAAACAGCUUAGAAUGCAAGAAGUAGAUAAGGCAUUUCACACAGGUAACACAUCAAAGUAAUAUUUUAUUUUUACAAA
Molecule: messenger RNA, 2202 nt
Organism: Capsicum annuum
Lineage: Eukaryota; Viridiplantae; Streptophyta; Magnoliopsida; Solanales; Solanaceae
Exons: 2
Coding region: 809-1840 (343 amino acids)
Source: RefSeq, a predicted model, not a curated record